Molecule: messenger RNA, 603 nt
Organism: Schistosoma mattheei
Lineage: Eukaryota; Metazoa; Platyhelminthes; Trematoda; Strigeidida; Schistosomatidae
Source: the annotation of a GenBank genome assembly
AUGAUGGCUGGUGAUCACAUCAAGGUUAUCUAUUUUAACGGACGCGGACGAGCUGAAUCGAUCCGGAUGACACUUGUGGCAGCUGGUGUGAACUACGAAGAUGAGAGAAUUAGUUUCCAAGAUUGGCCGAAAAUCAAACCAACUAUUCCGGGCGGACGAUUGCCUGCAGUGAAAAUCACCGAUAAUCAUGGGCACGUGAAAUGGAUGAAGCAUCAUAUGAUGGGAGGAACAGAAGAGGAGUAUUAUAAUGUUGAGAAGUUGAUUGGUCAGGCUGAAGAUCUAGAACAUGAAUAUUACAAAACUUUGAUGAAGCCAGAAGAAGAGAAACAGAAGAUAACCAAAGAGAUACUGAACGGCAAAGUACCAGUUCUUCUCGAUAUUAUCUGCGAAUCCCUGAAAGCGUCCACAGGCAAGCUGGCUGUUGGGGAUAAAGUGACUCUAGCCGACUUAGUUCUGAUUGCUGUCAUUGACCAUGUGACUGACCUGGAUAAAGAAUUUUUAACUGGCAAGUAUCCUGAGAUCCAUAAACAUAGAGAAAAUCUAUUAGCCAGUUCACCGAGAUUGGCGAAAUAUUUAUCAGACAGGGCUGCAACUCCCUUCUAG